Nasonia vitripennis (jewel wasp) is the source of this 3329-nucleotide messenger RNA. RefSeq names its product EF-hand calcium-binding domain-containing protein 1. NCBI's taxonomy places the organism in Eukaryota, Metazoa, Arthropoda, Insecta, Hymenoptera, Pteromalidae. The coding region runs from base 1372 to 2283 and encodes 303 amino acids. Gene Ontology annotation, molecular function: calcium ion binding. The transcript is spliced from 5 exons. The record is from RefSeq and is a predicted model, not a curated record.
UCGUACAACUUUUUUUAUCUUAUUUUACCUACUUCUGCAAAAAACAAGAAAAAUUUUAACAGUUCAUAAUACGCCUGAAUUUAUAGAUGAAGUAAAGCUUGCGUGUCGAGCCGGUUGCAUACAUACAGGUGUGCGAAAUGGGCAAAUAUCGAAAAUCGCAGACAAUUAUCUUACAUUGCGAUCUGUUUGCAAGUAUUUUCUAAUUAAAGUGUAUUCAACUUUGGCAAUUCGACUAUUAUUAUUAUUAUUAUUAUCUUUUAUAAAUUACCCGAAUCUCUAAAAGUUAUUUAAGCUAACGAAGGCUAUGAUGUCUUCGUGUUGAUAAAUAAAGAUGCUUCUGCUCAAAGGAUCAAUACGCUUCCGAAGUUUUAUUUUAUGAAGUACGUAAACACAUGUUAUCUGAUGAGAAAAGUUGUACGAAUCUGUGUUUAGUUGUGAUGAGCGCUCGACAUGCACCAACGAUGUAAAUGCUAUCUCCCGAGCCAUCUCAUGAACGAAAUAGCUUACAGGAAAAUAACCGAAACAGCAUUGCUUGAUAUUCGUAUGCAACAUUAUAAACGAUGAUAUUUUUAAUAAAUAUGUUGAUCACUGCAUAAUAAUCAGACUAUUUUGUCUUGAAAAAAUUGUGCUCUCAAAAUUACGCAAGUUAGCUUCGAAAAGCAGAAACGUCGACUAGUGAAUAAAAGAAGACUAGAUUUUCGGUUGAGAACGAUCGCGUGUCUCAUUAUCGAUGCCAAAUGUGCGCAAUUAUGUCAUUUCGAUAUUUAUGACUUAAAGGAUGUACACAAAAAUGAGGGGGGAUUGGAUUUUCAUAGGGUUAUUUACGAUUCUCACGAAAGAAGGAACAGAGCCGGGACAUCACUUUCCAUUUUACGGUGAAAGCAUGGCAGCGUACAAUAAAAGCGCGUUGACUUUAUGUGAUGCUAUAAAUUUCUACUACUGGUAAUAAAGAGAGUUAGAAAAAAAAAUUACCAUAUAUCGAUCAAUCAAAAUAAAACGUGAGUUUUAUUGAAAAAACCAAGAGGCCGUAUCAGAGUGUUUGAAAAAUUCAGACAGCCAAAGGCCAUCUAUGAUAUGAAGUUUUUACAUGAUUAAAUGCGAUCAGCACUUAAUUAUGUAAUUAUUAUAAAUUAUCUUCGAAUGCAUUACUUCUUUAAGCUACUUAAUCGAAAUAAUGUGGGACAUGCUAAAUCAAAAAUCGUGCAAAGCUUAUCACAACAAAAAAAAAAUGACAAAACAAUAAAUUAUACACUCAUUCGCAAACAAUCCCAACUCACCCUCUCGUCUCUCGCAACCUCUUCGCUCUGAGAAUCCCUCCCUCGAACUAAAUGAAUCUUCAACAAUCCCCCAGGGCAGAAGCAAAGCAGCAGAAUGGGCGGCACUCGUGGCGGGGAUGGGGGUGGCGGCGGCGAGGCCGAAGCCGCCGACUCGCGUAUUCCCAUCACAGGACGCGCUGGAGCGAUAGUCAUGAGAAGCGUCUCGAUCUUCCUGGCGAGCGGACGCAAGGUGUCCGUGGCGUCGCGCAGACAACACUCGAGCUCGAGCGGUGCCGGCCCUGGAGGCGCAGCCACGGGCCAGAGACGCGCUGACUCCGCUGCCAGGAGGCGCAGGAGGAGGAUGCCCGAUGCUCUCAAGGCUGCCCAUCACGCCGCCGUCGUCGAGUCCAUGAAGAAGAAGACCAAGUUCUCCAAGCAAGAGCUGGAGGCCUUAUGCAAAAUAUACAGCAAGUUGACGACUAGUCCAGGAUCGAGGUCUGGUCCUGUUACGAGCAACGGUGGACCAGCCUCUCUGCAGACUAUCGAAGGGAUCGACAGAACCAUAUUUAGAGAAUUGUUGCACAACACCUUCGACAUCCUCACGGAAGACGCGUUGAUCGAACGCAUGUUCUCUUGCUGGGACAAGGACAGCGAAGGCGCGAUAAGAUUGGAGCCAUGGAUACUGGGACUGGAUGUUUUCUUGCGUGGAAAUUUGCGCGAGAAAAUGGAAUUCUGCUUCAGAGUGUACGAUCUGAAUGGCGACGGUUACAUUACCAAAGAUGAAAUAUUCAUAUUGUUCAAAAACUGUUUGAUGAAGCAACCCGGAGAAGAGGAUCCCGAAGAAGGUGUUAGAGAUUUAUCGGAAAUGGCUCUGAAAAAACUCGACGUUGAUCACGAUGGAAAGGUUUCGUUUUUCGAUUAUGAAGCUACUGUACAAAAAGAGCCAUUAUUGUUAGAGGCUUUUGGUCAAGUUCUGCCGACUUCGGAAAAUGCGGCGGCAUUUUUAUUGACGCUCAAGCCGAUGUAGACUAUUUUAAGAACAAUAAUAUUUUAAGUUAUGCAAUUUUAUUUGUAAUCUGUUUGUAAAUAAAUAUUUUAAAUGUCUAACGAACGAAAAUAUGUUUGUGUAAUUAAACCUAUCCCCGUGUUUCCAAACUUUGAUUCUUCCUAAUUUAGUUUAUUGCUUAUCUAAAUUCUUUCGUCAUAAAUUAAAAUCAAAUAAAGAGUCGUAUGAGAGAAUUUAAGUACAAUAAUAUCAAUAAACAUGCUGAUAUCAACUCGAAAUUAAAACGAUUAAAUGGCUUACAUCAAAUCCAGAACGGAUCUUUCCUUUUUAUUUUCCUCUUCGAUAUCGGAAUAUAACAACACGCGAACUCCAAUUAAUUUAUCGUAAAAUUUGACAUUUACGAACGCCUUACAGUCCCAUUGCCGACGUUAUUUGCGAUAAAGUGAACAACCGUUAAAAAAAUUACGCACAUUUUAUUAAGUAGAUAAUGAUGAAACGAAAAACGGCGAUUCCAGCGCGCACAAUUCUCCCAUAGUAUAUAUUCCAACCUCGUAAACUUGCGAGCGCUUGAGCAUUAAAAAGCAGCUCAGCAUUCGUCUCUUAAAAAAAUUCUAUUAUCGAAGCUCGCAAAUGAAACGGCUCUUUUAUAGGCCUGUCGCGCUAUCGCCGAAUAAUGUGCCAUACAAAACAGAGCCGAAAACUUUGCUGAUAAUUCGUUUUCUCUCUCUCACUUUGGCUUUCAUGGCUCGUGUCCGUUUAUUCUUUUCCUCUCCCCCCAAGAAACGGGCGUUAAGCUUGUAAAGAUGAAUUAAUUGCAUCGUUCAUUUUAUGCUCGAGUGAUAUUCGGCCGCAUAUAAGAGGCCGCUUUUAUAAUAUGAGUCCUUAUAGCUGUUCCGCUAGGUUGCACUUGGUAAACGAAGACGUAGUGGCGUAGUUUUAGUUGCGAUCAUGAAGCCGUUUUUCACUCUUUUUACACUAUUCGUUAUGGCGCGUUUGCAAAUAUCGCAAGCUCAGCCCUACAUGUACGACGACUUGCAACCACAGCCAAGGAGUAAUAAGCAGGUAAU